Messenger RNA from Archocentrus centrarchus (flier cichlid), 5402 nucleotides. RefSeq names its product stromal interaction molecule 1-like. The record is from RefSeq and is a predicted model, not a curated record. Gene Ontology annotation, cellular component: endoplasmic reticulum; plasma membrane. Bases 252 to 2702 code for a protein of 816 amino acids. Gene Ontology annotation, biological process: intracellular calcium ion homeostasis; activation of store-operated calcium channel activity; store-operated calcium entry. Gene Ontology annotation, molecular function: protein binding; calcium ion binding; calcium channel regulator activity. Lineage: Eukaryota; Metazoa; Chordata; Actinopteri; Cichliformes; Cichlidae. The transcript is spliced from 14 exons.
CGUCAUUAGCCGAUGGUGACUACGGGGCGUACCAGCGCCUUUGCUCUGUAGAGGAAGACAAUCUCACGUCUGACUACACUCUGCGGCUUUUUCGGUUCAUCGGUCUCUCGAUCGGUGGAAGGCUAGGACCUCUCAGAAGAGGUGGAGUUUGCCGUAGUGAAGCUACGCGGAACCGGAGAUCUCCUGCGAUGCUGACAGAGAGCUGAAACGACAGACCCGCUGGCUCCCGUACAUGACAGCAUACAUCAGGCAUGGAGCUCCACAGAUCCUUGAGCUUGUGGAUAUUUUGUUUGUGUCUCGUUGGACAAAGUUGGACUGAAAAGCCAAGUUCACCUACACCGGCGGACAAUCAACCUGCUGAAAAUGGGAUGUCAGAUUUAUGUCGCAUCGAUGAGCCACUAUGCAAGGAUGAGAACGCCAUUCUCAGCUUUGAAGCUAUCCGCAAUAUCCAUAAGCAGAUGGAUGAUGAUGCAAAUGGCAAUGUAGAUGUUGUAGAGACAGACGGCUUCCUGAGGGAAGAUCUGAACUACCAUGACCCCAAGGCUAAGCAUAACACCUUCCACGGGGACGACCAGUUCAUCAGUGUGGAGGACUUGUGGAACUCAUGGAAAGGCUCUGAAGUGUAUAACUGGACAGUGGACAAGGUCGUGGAAUGGCUCAUCCAUUAUGUGGAGCUACCGCAAUAUGAGGAUGCAUUUCGCAAAAUGAAUUUCAAUGGGAGUGCCAUGUCCAGGCUUGCUGUAAAGAACACCACGCUGACACUCUCUAUUCUGAAGAUUUUGGAUCGCAGCCAUGUGCAAAAGUUGCAGCUCAAAGCUUUGGACACUGUACUCUUUGGAGCACCCCUGAUGAACAGACACAACCACUUGAAGGACUUCAUGCUGGUCGUGUCAAUAGUCAUAGGCAUGGGUGGAUGCUGGUUUGCCUACAUCCAGAACCGCUACUCUAAGGACCACAUGAAGAAGAUGAUGAAAGACCUGGAGGGCCUGCAGAGAGCUGAGCAGAGUCUGCAUGACCUACAAAAGAAGUUGCAGAUUGCCCAGGAGGAGCAUCGAACAGUUGAAGUGGAGAAGGUAAAUCUGGAGCAGAAGCUAAGGGAUGAGAUAAACGCUGCUAAGCAGGAGGCCCAACGACUGAGAGAGCUGCGUGAAGGCACAGAGAACGAACUGAGUCGCCAAAAGUAUGCAGAGGAAGAGCUAGAACAGGUGCGCAUGGCGUUGAAGAAGGCAGAGAAGGAGCUGGAGUCACGGAGUAGCUGGUCGCCACCAGAGUCUCUACAGAAGUGGCUGCAGCUCACCCAUGAGGUGGAAGUGCAGUACUACAACAUCAAGAAGCAAAAUGCUGAACGGCAGCUUCUGGUGGCCAAAGAAGGGGCAGAGAAAAUAAAGAAAAAGAGGAACACUCUCUUCGGGACUUUCCAUGUGGCUCACAGCUCCUCCCUGGAUGAUGUGGACCACAAAAUAUUAGCAGCAAAACAAGCCCUUGGCGAGGUGACCGCUGCUCUGCGGGAGAGGCUGCAUCGCUGGCAGCAGAUAGAGAUCCUAACAGGUUUUACCAUCGUCAACAACCCAGGUCUUCCAUCACUGGCUUCAGCCCUCAACCUCGAUCCCACUUUCAUGGGAGGCAGAGCUACACCUCAGCACUUCAUCCUGUCCGACGACAUGGACGACCUGGACGAGGAUAUCGUGCCCGGAACUCUGCCAUAUGGCAGUCGACUGUUGGAACGGCGAGCUAGUGACCUGUGGUCCAUUGGUUCAGACUGUCACCUCGUGUGGAAAUAUCCCGCUCCCAGUAUGAUGUCUCUGCGCCAACGCCACAUUGAUCCCCAGCUGGCUCUGGGCUCCCAGAGGUUGGUAGAGAGUUGCCUGUUGGCGGGGCAGCAGGGCGAGGGAACCCCCUACCCUUCCAGGCCUAGGGCUACCUUCAGACAUACUCGCAGCCAGUCGUUCGGUCAUCUCGAUUGUCUUCCUCUACCUCCCCUGUCCUCGGCUGUUUCUCACCCGUCCAUAAUCUGUACUUCCAGCCAAAUCCCUCAGUCUUCAUCAUCCUUAUCCUCAUCUUCCUCCUGCUUACCCAGCUCUGUGGGUGGCAGUGCAGCCCCUCAUUCCUCCCAUGCAUACCAUACUUCUUUCCAGCCCAUGGAUCCCAUUCCUGAUUUCUCGUUCUCAGAUGUCUCCAAAGUGCGCUCCUUGUGCAGCGACAGUUUUGGGGACCUAAAUCGCUCCGACUCCGACUCCUCCUUGUCCCUCUCACAAGUUGGUGAUCGGCUGUCUGCCUACAGCUCCAAAGGCCACCUGAUCAAGCCCACUUCUCUCAUGCAUGGCCUGUCCAGCCGGGCAGAUGAUACCGUCUCACUGCAUGCUCACACCCCCAAUGGAGGGAACCGCGUUCAUGAGGGAGGGCCUGCAGAGCAUGUCCCUGACAGCCCCAUACUCAUGAAGAAGGUAUACAGCCUGGGAGAGAUCAACAGUCUGUCUGAGUCAUCCCGCUCCCUCAGCCCGAAUUCCACUGAACCUGACACUCCAUCGCCGACAGGAGGCCAAAUAGGAGCUGUGGGGGUCAAAGGCAGCACCCGCAUCCCACAGCUGUCCUCCAAGAAGAGCCCCCUGGAGGAAGAUAGCGGCUCAACAGGAGAAGACACAGAUUCAGCUGCCAGCCGCAAGAAACACACCUUCAAGAUCUUCAAAAAACAGAGGAAAUAAGAGCUACAUGAACUAUGGGCUACCAACGCCCUCUGACUGUAUUCCUCCAUCUGGCCUGUUUGUUUGUUUUUGUUUUUUUGUUUCAAGUUUUCGGGGUUCAUUAAUGGUCACAUGAUGGCACAAUUUGUUGUCAUCACAUCUUGUUGUAGGUUACAACACCUACUCUGAGAGACCGUGGACUGUUUUACCCAGCUUUAUCUGCUUACUUGGUCAAUGUUGAGUAUGUGGGGAAUGGGCAGAUUUGUAUAUUGGAAUGUAAAGUAUUAUUUAUUCUGCAGGAACUCGUGCCAGUCUCAAAGGGAAAUAUGUCUCCCGCUGGGUUUUUCUUUCUUGUUCUACGAUCUAUAACAUUUUGCAUGUCUUCACUUUUGUUUGACGGAUACUCGAAUGCUCUUAGUGUUUGCUUGGUUCUUGUUGUUAACCUGCUUAGACACGUGUUUCUUUUAUUACUACCUAAACACCAACAAAUCCAAAGUGAAUGCGCACUUCUUUUUCCUCCCACUGAGUACUUUAUUUUUAUUGAUGGGUACGCUUUCUCUGUUUUUUUUGUUGAUGUCUUGUUGGCAGAGCAAAUGACACAUUCAGGGGAUCUUUAAGUAUAAGAGACGUGUUAGGAUUCUCCUGUAUAUUAUCUUUGGCUGUAAAAACUAAUGUUGUGCGUUGCUGUUUAUAUUAUGAUGCCUUCUUGGGGAUAGUCUAGAUAAAUAAAAUAAAGGAUCAGGGUGUUAUAUUCUGAGAAAAAAAAACUUAUGAGAUUUAAGUGGUACAUUUACAAAAAGAAAAUGCAAAGAAAAAACUUGAAAUAAUUGUUGAGGAUAAAGACUCAAACAUACAAAAUGAAAAUUUAUAUUUUCAUAUAAAGCAGCCUCUAUUAUGCCUACUGUGGACGACCUAAUGAAACUCAUCAGAUAUUUUGAUUUGCAUGAGCUGCCUUUGUGGAAUAGUUGCUCUUGCAUUCCUUCCUCAGCUUGGCCAUUUUCUGUUUAGCAAUGGCAACGAUCGGGAGAGGGGUGUAAAUUUACCACUUUUUUUUUUUUCUCAGAAUUUGAAUCACUUCUUUCUUGUUUUUUAAACAUAGAGCAGCCCCAAUAAGCUGUGCUGGUAUAUCAGUCACAGCUACUGCAUCAGAAGGCGGUAACUAAAGGACCAGCGUCGGAUCUUUUGUGUUGGGUUUUGAAUAUUUAGGUUUCAGUGCAUGUGAGAGUGAGGGAUGCCUCUUUUUGCUAUCAUGUUCAGCUUCUUUUAAGGACUCACUGAUUAAACUGGGGGUUUUAUAUAUAUAUAUAUAUAUAUAUAUAUAUAUAUAUAUAUAUAUAUACUCACUCACUGGACCAGGGGGCAAUCCGGUGUUUGAAGAUGCUGGCUAAAGAUGUCAAGCUUGGAUGUAGGUGUAAUUUUAUGAUUAUUAGUCAGAAAUGUUACCAAAAAAAAACAAAGUACCAAAAUGUUUAAAAUGUUAGCAAGGAAAUGCCAAGUUGUAUUUAUGUGUUAAAUUUGAAAAUUAGGAUACACAUUUGAGAAAAUGUGUUGAGGUGCUUGCUUUCUUUGCCUGUAUACCAUAAGAAAAUGUACAGCCGUGGUUCAUUUUUUAAGACUAGCCCCUCAAAGUGGGAUCCCACAGUUUCCAUUUAAUGUGGACUGGCCUGUGCUGCCCUGUCGUUUUUGUUCUUUUUUUUUUGUCUUUUUAGUGGACAUUUAAAGCUUCCCAGCAGUUUUUCAGUGAGGAUUGGGUGUUGGUAAGGGCUAUAAUUAAAAAGAGAAUCUUUUGCUCUGUGCAAGAUUGAAAAUUUCAAGUAACCACUUCUGGUCUACGUUUUAUGGAGGCAGAAGGUCAAUCAUGUAAAAGUGCCAAGUCGUGAUUUCUGUCAGAGGCCUUUGUAUUUGUAGUGUGUCCAAACCUUUGAGCCCCUUUUGCACAGAAGACAAUAGUGCAUGAUGUAUACAGUACUGUAUAUCCAGAGUUUAAAUGCUGAAUGUCCAAGGGUAUUGUUUCUGUAACAGUAUCAUCAGUACCGUAUGUUUACAUUUGUUACAGAUAAUUACUAUCCUCAGAUAAGUACACACACAAAAAAAAAACAACAAAACCUUGUGCCAGUUUCAAUGUUGAUUGCUUCACUUGAGCACAAAACUAUGCAUCAGUAGUUGUAGGUGAUUACUAAAGUAGUAGGGACGCCAGUACACUUAGGGUGCUCCUGAUCAAUGAACAACCAAAAAAGUGCUGCAGAAGACACAGAAGGUCUCCCCCAGCCUCAUAAUGUAACAGGUGGUUUGGAUUUAUAAGACAUGUUUAAAUAUUUUAUUUAAAAAAAAAACAACACCACUUAAAAAUAAGAAUUUCCUACUGGUACUUUUUUAAAGUGUCAUUUGUACCUUUUUUGCACGACAGAGCUGUAAAUGGGUUAUGCCAUCUGAAUGUGUGAGUGUACGUGCGUGUGUCUGUCUGCUCCCGGUAUAACGCACUGUAACGUUGAUGCAUGUCGACUGUCAUAACGAAACCUGUAUUGGGUUAAAAGAGUGGAUCAGCUUAAGCUCUUGUGUCCCCACCUCUACUUUUCUCCUCGUCUUUAUUUGGAGAUUCUAUUUAUGAAAACCUACAGUAUAUUUGUACAGGAAAAAAAAAAUCAUUUUGCAUCUACUGUUGUGGUCUAAACUUUGAUGGCACUCCUGCAUGAAAGCAAUAAACUAUUUUGAAUGAAAGUU